Molecule: messenger RNA, 2659 nt
Organism: Engraulis encrasicolus (European anchovy)
Lineage: Eukaryota; Metazoa; Chordata; Actinopteri; Clupeiformes; Engraulidae
Product: metalloproteinase inhibitor 3-like
Exons: 5
Coding region: 319-951 (210 amino acids)
Biological process (GO): negative regulation of endopeptidase activity; response to hormone; response to cytokine
Cellular component (GO): extracellular matrix
Molecular function (GO): protease binding; metalloendopeptidase inhibitor activity
Source: RefSeq, a predicted model, not a curated record
GAUGGUGGGUGGCGUUUCUCUGCCCUCGCGCAAUAUAUGUAAUUUGUGUCUCGCUGAACCGGAGCACACAGUCCGUCAGUGACAGCCGAGGCUUGACUACCGUAGCGCGCUACUCCAGAGACCAGAGACCAACAACGUCAGAGAGACAGAGAGCGAUCGGAGCGAGAGGGGACAUUGCUUUGAUCAAGCCAAGACAAGCCAAGACAAGGGAUCGCAUCGAACGCAACUGCCACGACAAAACAAAACUUUUUGCUUGUUUGUAUUCGAGGAACUUUUUUUCUUUUUGCGUCUCCACGUGUAAGAAGAAUAAGCGGCAGUAUGAAGUCGGUCUAUCAUCAGGUGUUGAGCCUGCUGUUCGUCCUGCAGAGUCUACAGAUGAGCCAGGUGACAGAGGCGUGCUCCUGCGCCCUGUCGCACCCGCAAGAGGCAUACUGCAACUCCGAUAUAGUGAUCCGUGCCAAGGUCGUGGGCAAGAAGCUAUUGAAGGACGGCCCCUUUGGCACCAUGAGAUACACCAUCAAGCAGAUGAAGAUGUACAAAGGCUUCGAGAAGAUCCACCAUGUGCAGCACAUCUACACCGACGCCUCCGAGAGCCUCUGUGGAGUCAAGUUCGACAUCAACAAAUACCAAUACCUGAUCACAGGUCGUGUGUUCGACGGCAAGGUGUACACGGGCCUGUGUAACUUCAACGAGCGUUGGGAGCGCCUGUCCCUGGCCCAGAAGAAAGGCAUCAACCACCGCUACCAGCUGGGCUGCGGUUGCAGGAUUAAGCCCUGCCACUACCCACCCUGCUUUGUGACCUCCAAGAACGAGUGCCUGUGGACGGACCUGCUGUCCAACUUCGGUUACCCCGGUUACCAGUCGCGGCACUACGCCUGCGUGCAGCAGAAAGAGGGCUAUUGCAGCUGGUACCGGGGCAUGGCCACGCGCGACAACGCCACCGACCCUUAGAGCACUCGUUACCACCCAAUCAGCAUCAGCAUCCUUCCUCCUGCAAUACCCAAUCACAACCCAUGCAGGCAUGGCCACGCGCGACAACGCCACCGACCCUUAGAGCACUCGUUACCAUCCAAUCAGCAUCAUCAUCCUUCCUCCUGCAAUACCCAAUCAGAAUCCAUGCAGUCAAUACGACCCGCCCUCAUCCUCCUGCAACACCCAAUCAGAAUCCAUGCAGUCAAUACAACCCGCCCUCAUCCUCCUGCAACACCCAAUCAGCACCCCUCAUCCCCAUCCUCAUCCUCCCCCUGCAGGCAAUAUGACCCCACCAGUCGGUAAUAGCGCACCAUCGCGGCUGGUAUAGACCCUCCCUGCUCUGCCCUCUGCCUGCUUACGUCACCUGACCUGGUCUAUGUGUGUACCCACCAGUCGGUAAUAGCGCACCAUCGCGGCUGGUAUAGACCCUCCCUGCCCUGCCCUCUGCCUGCUUACGUCACCUGACCUGGACUCCGUUUCUCGAUUCUUGUCGUUGCUAACCGUCUUAAGUCGGUCUUGAGUUGGUCGUAAGUUGCUCUUGAGUUGGUCUUAAGUUGGUCUUCAGUUGGUCUUUAGACGCAAGACCAACUUAAGAACAACUUAAGAACAACUUAAGAACAACUUAAGACCAACUCAAGACCUUGGUUACAACGUUGGUCUUAAGAACGAACAAAAUGGCUAAAGUCGUUAGCAAAGGCACUGUCGAGAAACGACCCCCUGGUCUAUGUGUGUACCCCCACGCUUCCCAAAUUGACCCUACAGCACCUAGCAAUAUCCACUCACCACCUAUCAAUGUCCAACCACAGUAGGGUGAUAAGUGGGAUGUGUGUAUGUUAAUUAACUUUCGAUCCUGCCAACUACGCCAAGUAAGCAGUGCCUGAUUGUCUGCGGUAGUACCACUUGUGAUAGACUAUACUAUAUUUGCAGUCGGUUAUCUGGGCAAUUAGCAACUAUCGCUCAGAAAUCCACAGAUUUUUUUUUUGGGGGGGGGGGGGUACAACCAUUCACAUGGUGUACAGUACUUGGCCCCUUUUUAAUUAACUCCUAAACACUCAACUCGUGACGUCACGCCAACUGCAAGAACAAAUCCGACAUACUGUACAUUGAAUUCACAACAGGCCCCCAUGUCCCUCUGUCUGCAUGCGUAUAUGAUUGCCCAACCCCUCAUUUCCUAUCCAACUCGCGUAGACACACAAACACAGAUACACACACACACACGACAAUGCAAUACACCGUUUGUAGAGGACAAUACUCCCCAAACAUUCCCUACGAUGAACUUCUAUGUGUUUCUGAGCAGAUGUGUAAUGUUAUGUGCAAAUCUAUAAUAACAGGCCACUGUGAGGCCUGACAAAUAUAUUAAGACAAGACACCGUAAACUUCUUAUCCUGUACACACUUCAUACUGUAUGUCAAUACAGUUCCAGUAACCUGGCACAUUAUUGAAAUCAGUGUUAGCCCAGAGGUAGGAUUGUACUGCCCAUUCCUCCACACACACACGCACACACACACACACACACACACACACACACACGCACACACACACGCACGCACACACGCACACACAAAGUGUUUUGUUUAAAAGUCAGAUGAAUUGGUAUUUAAUUGAUAUGAGUUUAUACUGUAUGAGCUUAAUAGACGUGUACAUCUGUCCAAUUAUGUAUUAUGUAAAGUAUUUAUGAUUUAUCAGA